Peromyscus maniculatus bairdii (prairie deer mouse) is the source of this 1861-nucleotide messenger RNA. NCBI's taxonomy places the organism in Eukaryota, Metazoa, Chordata, Mammalia, Rodentia, Cricetidae. The record is from RefSeq and is a predicted model, not a curated record.
CCACUCUGAUGUGUCCUCAUGGUCUCUUGUCCAGCAGGACACCCAUCCUCACCACCCGUGGUGAACACUGUUUAUGGCAAAGUCCUGGGGAAGUAUGUCAGCUUAGAAGGAUUCACACAGCCUGUGGCCGUCUUCCUGGGAGUCCCCUUUGCCAAGCCUCCUCUUGGAUCCCUGAGGUUUGCUCCUCCACAGCCUGCAGAGCCCUGGAGCUUCGUGAAGAAUGCCACCUCCUACCCUCCUAUGUGCUCUCAAGACCCAGUGGCAGGGCAGAUAGUCAAUGACCUCCUAACCAACAGAAAAGAGAGCAUUCCUCUCCAGUUUUCUGAGGACUGUCUCUACCUUAACAUUUACACUCCUGCUGACUUGACAAAGAGCAGCAAGCUGCCGGUGAUGGUGUGGAUCCAUGGAGGUGGACUGGUGUUGGGUGGAGCAUCAACCUAUGAUGGCUUGGCCCUGUCUACUCAUGAAAAUGUGGUAGUGGUGGCCAUUCAAUACCGUCUGGGCAUCUGGGGGUUCCUCAGCACAGGCGAUGAACACAGCCAGGGGAACUGGGGUCACUUGGACCAGCUGGCUGCACUGCACUGGGUCCAGGACAACAUUGCCAACUUUGGAGGUGACCCAGGCUCUGUGACUAUCUUUGGAGAAUCAGCAGGAGGUGAAAGUGUCUCUGUUCUUGUGUUAUCUCCCUUGGCCAAGAACCUCUUCCACAGGGCUAUUUCUGAAAGUGGAGUGGCCCUCACUGCAGGCCUGGUCAAGAAGAACACCAGGCCCUUGGCUGAGAAAAUUGCUGUUAUGGCUGGUUGUAAAACCACCACCUCAGCUGCCAUGGUUCACUGCCUUCGCCAGAAGACAGAGGAGGAGCUCUUGGAGACCACACUGAAACUGAAUCUUUUUAAGCUGGAUUUGCAUGGAGACUCCAGAGAGAGCUAUCCCUUCGUUCCCACUGUGCUUGAUGGAGUGUUGCUGCCAAAGAUGCCUGAAGAGAUCCUGGCUGAGAAGAGCUUCAACACUGUGCCCUACAUCGUGGGGAUCAACAAACAAGAGUUUGGCUGGAUUCUGCCAAUGAUGAUGAACUAUCCACCCUCUGAAGUGACAUUGGACCAGAAGACGGCUAUAUCACUCUUACAGAAGUCCUCUUUUAUUCUUGACCUCCCGGAGGAUAAGAUUCCAUUUGUCAUUGAGAAGUAUUUAAGAGAUACAGAUGACCCAGGCAGAAAUAAAGAACAGCUUCUGGAGCUGAUUGGAGAUGCGGUAUUUGGUGUCCCAUCUGUGAUUGUGGCUCGUGGACACAGAGAUGCUGGUGCCCCCACCUACAUGUACGAAUUUCAAUAUCACCCAAGCUUCUCAUCAGAAUUGAAACCCAAGACAGUGAGUGGAGACCAUGGGGAUGAAGUCUACUCCGUCUUCGGUGCCCCGAUUUUAAGAGGUGGCACCUCAGAGGAGGAGAUCAAUCUCAGCAAGAUGGUGAUGAAAUUCUGGGCCAACUUCGCUCGGAAUGGGAACCCCAAUGGGAAGGGGCUGCCCCAUUGGCCAGAGUAUGACCAGAAGGAAGGGUACCUGCAGAUUGGAGCCACCACCCAACAAGCCCAGAGACUAAAAGAUAAGGAUGUGGCUUUUUGGACUGAGCUCCUGGCCAAGAAGCCGCCAUUGACAGGACACACUGAGCUGUGAGUGGAAGGCUCUGCCAGCCUCAGAAGACCAAGGGAGCCCAAACGAGGCUACUCCACAGAAGAUUGUUUUGACUAACAAGUUAUUGGGGAGACUAGGGAAUUGUGAGGUGGGAGUGGGCAGAGGCCGAGGAGAGAGACUAUUUGUACACGUGGACUCAAUUUGGGAAAUAAAUAUUGGUUUGUAAAUCAAA